AUGGCACUCACCACCCCCGAUGGCCUCGGUGCCGCCCUCGACACGGAUGAGCUGCCCAUGUUCGUCGUCGAGCGAGUGCAGCUGCAAUUCUCCGUCGCCGCCGAUUUUGUAGCGGCCCAGGUGGCGAACAACGUCCUCGUUCUCGCCCUCUCGAAUGGGCGCAUCCUGCGCAUCGACCUCAACAAGCCAGAAGACAUUGAUGACAUUGACCUUCCGAAAAAGACCUCCGAAGUAGGCGUCAUCCGUCGCAUGUUCCUCGACCCUACGGCAUCGCAUCUUCUUAUUUGCACGGCACUCGGCGAAAACUACUACCUGCACUCGCAGCACAAGAACCCCCGACCGCUGGCUAGGUUGCGAGGCGUCUCCAUAGAGAGUGUCGCAUGGAACCCCUCAUUGCCGACCGCAUCGACGCGCGAGAUCAUUCUGGGUGCCUCGGACGGCAACAUCUACGAAGCCCUGAUUGAGGCGACCUCUGAGUUCUACAAGAAGGACAUACGCUUGAAGAACCUCCACCGGCUGCAGGAUGGCCCUAUCACCGGUCUCUGGGCGGAUGCUCCGCAGGGGAAAUCUGACGUCCGACGGCUCAUGAUCGCGCAGCAGAGCAGGCUCUUCCACCUCUCUGGCAAGAUUGGCAAUGGGUACGACAGCCAUGGCUCCGUGUACACCAAAGUAUUCGAGUCCGAGCAACCUACAAUACAUGAACUGUCGCGAGCUUCCGGGGCGGCACCGUCUUCGCUUGUCGUGUCCCCGGAUCCGCCCGAAACGAACCCCUACGACGACGAAGAGGCCGAGAGGGCGUAUGCGUGGUUGACGUCUCAGGGCGUCUUCCACGGCAAGCUGUUGACAGAUGCUGAUGCAGAACUGGGCAAGAAGGUAUUUGCCGGCUCAAAACUCCAGGCGCGAACGGACUUGAUUCAUGCCGAGGCAUCGAAGAGGAGAGGAUCACCCGAGUUUGUGGAUGCCAUUGCACUUACUCAAUGGCACAUCCUGCACCUGGUUGGUGGCCGUGUAGUGGCCACCAAUCGGCUGACCGGGGCCAUCGUGUACGACCAAAUUGUUCUCGACGCCGGACAGACCGCUCUCGGGCUGUACGUGGAUCUGCAGAAGAAUACGUUCUGGCUCUUCACCAGCCAGGAGAUUUUCGAGGUUGUUGUCACAGACGAAGACCGCAGCAUCUGGCAGAUUAUGCUCAAAAUGCAGCAGUUUGACGGCGCGCUGCAGCAUGCGAAGACUCCAGCGCAGAAAGAAACAAUAGCUACGGCAUACGGUGAUUACUUGGUGGGCAAAGGCCACUUUUUGGAAGCGGCUGCGGUGUACGGACGCAGCAACAAGCCCUUUGAAGAAGUCGCUCUAUCCCUCAUCGACAAUGCGCAGCCUGACGCCUUGCGAAAGUAUCUCCUCGCCAAGCUCGGGUCUUUGAAGAAGGGGGCCAUUAUGCAAAGAGUCAUGAUUGCAAGCUGGCUCGUGGAGGUCUUCAUGGCCAAGCUGAACUCGCUCGAUGAUACAAUCAUAUCACAGGCCGAACUGACCGAAAACCUCAACCCGAAACAGUCGAAGGAACAACUUCAGGACGUUGAGAAAGAGUACAAAGAGUUCGUCAAUAAGUACAAGCAGGACCUUGACAAACGAACAGUAUACGACGUUGUCAGCUCGCAUGGCCGCGAGCGGGAACUGCUCUACUUUGCCAACGCGGUCAACGACUACAACUACGUCCUGUCCUACUGGGUCCAGCGCGAGAGGUGGCCUGAAGUCCUCAAUGUGCUGAAGAAGCAGACAGAUCCAGAAGUCUUCUACCGCUACAGUACUGUGCUCAUGACCCAUGUUGCAACAGAUCUGGCUGUUCGUUAUUUGCAAUACAUCAUCAACCAGGUCAAGUCGAAAGACUCAGCUGUCCACAAUACUCUGGUUUCUAUUCAUGCGUCUCAUCCCUCCUCCGAUGAGGCCGGCCUGCUCGCAUACCUGGAGGCUCAGGGCGACGAACCCGACUACGACCCCGACUUUGCGCUGCGCCUGUGCAUCCAGCACCACCGAACACUAUCGUGCGUUCACAUCUACACGAGCAUGGGCCAGUACCUACAGGCAGUAGAUCUGGCUCUCUCCCAUGAUGCCAUCGAGCUGGCGUCUGUUAUUGCUGACCGGCCCAUGUCGAACCCGCCUCUGCGCAAGCGCCUCUGGCUUGCCGUAGCGCGCAAGGUCAUCACCCAGUCAGACGGCAUCAAGACAGCGAUCGAAUUCCUUAAGAGGUGCGACCUUCUGAAGAUUGAAGAUCUGAUCCCCUUCUUCCCAGACUUUGUCGUCAUCGACGAUUUCAAAGAAGAGAUCUGCGCGGCGCUCGAAGACUACAGCCGCAACAUUGACGGACUCAAGAAGGAGAUGGACGAGUCGUCGCAGACUGCCGCCAACAUCAAGGUCGACAUUGCCGCGCUCGAUCAACGAUACGCCAUUGUCGAGCCGGGCGAGAAGUGCUACGUUUGCGGGCUUCCACUGUUGAGCCGUCAAUUCUUCGUGUUCCCGUGCCAGCACUCGUUCCACUCGGACUGCCUCGGGCGAAAGGUGCUCGAGCAAGCCGGCGUCGGGACGAGCAAGAGAAUCAAGGAGCUGCAGGUGCAGAUCAGCAAGGGACUCGUCAGUGGCGUGAAGCGGGAGGCCAUGAUUAUGGAGCUGGACUCGCUCGUUGCUUCGGCUUGUAUACUAUGCAGCGAUUUUGCCAUCAAGAGGAUCGAUGAACCGUUUGUCACAGCGAGGGACAACCUUGUCGAGUGGGUUGUGUGA
This is a messenger RNA of Verticillium dahliae VdLs.17, 2772 nucleotides long. Its product is annotated as vacuolar membrane protein pep3. Gene Ontology annotation, molecular function: protein-macromolecule adaptor activity. Gene Ontology annotation, biological process: intracellular protein transport; vacuole organization; organelle fusion. Lineage: Eukaryota; Fungi; Ascomycota; Sordariomycetes; Glomerellales; Plectosphaerellaceae. Bases 1 to 2772 code for a protein of 923 amino acids. The record is from RefSeq and is a predicted model, not a curated record. Gene Ontology annotation, cellular component: endosome; HOPS complex. The transcript has 4 exons.